Amoebophrya sp. A25 is the source of this 1855-nucleotide messenger RNA. The record is from the annotation of a GenBank genome assembly. NCBI's taxonomy places the organism in Eukaryota, Dinophyceae, Syndiniales, Amoebophryaceae.
AGCUGCGAAGACUUUCGCGGCUCGUGAGCGUGUAGUUGAGGCUCUUUUUUUCGCGUUGCGUGGUGACAUCCCGGAUAUUCACUUUCAGUUGUUGCGCCGGGCGUGGUCGCGUUGGGGUGAUGGAUCCCCGUACAAUAACUACGACACAGUUGCAGAGGCGCACAGCUGUUGGGCACCCGAUCUCCGUGAAAGGGCUUUAAAGGGUCUGGCCAUGAACGCUAUACACCAGUUAUUGGCGGAAGAUGAGAUCGCGCGACUGCGUGAGGAAGUUGAGAAAAUUCUUCUGCGAGCUGCGGAAGUUCCUACUGCACAUGCCAUUUAUGGACAGACUGCUCAAUUAAAAGUGUUGUAUAACUCGAAGGUGUAAAAUACCAGGUUGGAGGCGGGAUCAUCAUCGUACUAUCUGUACCUUGAAGGUGCUGUAAGUGAUGUAUAUGACAAUGAAAAUGAAAAUAGUAUUCUUUGAUGAUGUUGUUGAAGAUGGUCUGCCUCUGUGCUCUACUAGAGGGUAGAAAAAACUACAUUUCAGAAAUGUCAUUUCUUAUACCAUGGAAGUACAAGUACGAGAGGAAAGAGGUGGCGUAGCUCCGGACCCCGAUAUCAUGUGCUGCCUCCCUUAUAUCUAUGAAAUGCCGAAGUCUUUAGUGGAUGAAGCACAUCGAGUUCGGGAGCAGCUUCUUAGCCGAGUUGAGACGAGUGGAUGAACAUGAAUUAAGCCUCAGCUUUCAAUGGUCAUUGGGGUCGGUCACUGAGAUCGAAGAAGCGACCCCUUUAGAGAACAGGGGAAAAGGAAGGGAAACGGGAGAGCUUUGAAGGAGGUCUCCUCCGUUCAGCAUCAGUGACCAUUGAAUGCUGAGCUUUAAAUGAAGCACGUGAGGAUGAUGCGCCAGCGGAUCGAGUUUUUAUUAAGGCAUUCAUAGAAUUCAUUUCUCCUGCAAAUCAUUUCUUGCUGUUUCCUUCUUCAUAGGAUCGCAAGAAAUGAAUUGUUUUGAGCUCUAAUUUUAGGCAUCUGCGAAUGUGUUGUAAUAGUGACGAUGUGGUGGCCUGGUCUGGGAACUAUUACUAUCAAUUGUUAGCAAAAAUGAAAGCGUGUACGGGGUCGGGGUCUAGCUCUUCUAGUGAAAGGAGGCUUAUAACACAGCGAGGCGGUGGCGGAAUAGAAGAAGGAGCACCACCUCCCUUGUGUCAACUCAGAAGUACAACUUAGAUGAACAAGAUGAUGAACAAGCUGGACCACGUCUUUGAAUGAUCAUGAGGACACUUCAUUUCUGAGGUGUCCCUUAAACUGAUCGGACCAUUAAUUUGCUUACCUCCACAAACACCCACUUUGACCUCCAGACCAAGCCCUUAGUGUGUGCGCGCCUUGAGUAGGACUGACAGUAGCAGGGGUGAUUUCUUUAGAAAGAUAUUGAGCUCAUAUCGUUGCCGCAUUUCAUGAGAUUCUCUGGUUCUAGGUCCUGCGUAGCCUGUGUAGCUCCCUAGAUGUUGUCGUGCUGGACUAACUACUAUACAAACUCGAAAUAAGUUCUUGAUAAGAAGACAACGACCAUGCAGCUCAUUCUUGAUGCGAUUACCAGAGGAUAUUAAUACGUUGUGCAUAUAUGCCAUUUCGUUCUCUUUUGCAACUUUGUACUUACGUUGUUCUCUUUUACAACUUUUUUUUUGAAAUAUCUAAAGUCGUGAGGACUUCGCAAUGAAGAUGCAAUUACUGCUGAGAGGACGUCGGCAGGCCUCAACCUCUUCGUUCAAGAAUUUAAAACUACACCUACUAGCCUGCAUCUUCUAGUGCUCAUCCAACAAAAGAUCUUGUCGCGUCUCCUUCGUCGUGCUUGUUCACUGACUUCAAGAACCAGGC